ACCCCCCAGUCACGGCCCCACAAUGCAGCGCGCCAGAAUCAUGCACGGCAGGCGGUGAUCGCCGCUCCUCCACCGGUGAUUGAGGUCACUCUUCCUUUUAGGAACAUUUACAGACAACAAAUAUGGGCAAGAAACGCAUCAAAGGGAAAACUGCACAGUCUGAUGAGUCUCUGGAUGUACUGAAACCUGUGUGCAAGCAUAUUCGUAAAGGACUGGACCAAGGGCAUGUGAGAAAGGCACUGCAGAAUGUGGAAUGGCAUGUUUGUCAGGACUGCAAGGCAGACAGUAAGACACAAGAGAAGGCUAAGGAGGAGGAGACUGAUGAAGGCACUUUGAUAUGGUUAUGCCUAAAAUGUGGCCAUACGGGCUGUGGCAGAUAUUCUCCAGACCAGCAUGCUUUAAAGCAUUAUGAAACACCAAGAUCAGAUCCCCACUGUUUGGUUCUCAGUUUGGUCAACUGGAUUGUGUGGUGCUACCUAUGUGAUAAUGAAGUUCCAUAUAAAACUUCAACCCUUUUGGGCCAGACUGUGGAUUUUGUUAGAAAACAAGUUGGUAUUGACUCAUCACAUGCAGUUGAAAAACAAGAGAACAAAGAAGUUGAAAAUAGAAAAGUAGAAAAAGACUGCAAAAAUGAACAAGAAAAAGAAGUUUCACUUAAAGAAGAAAAUUCUUAUUCAACUGCUAAUGGAGAAGUCACUGUGAAAGGACUUAGUAACUUGGGGAAUACAUGUUUCUUUAAUGCAGUGAUGCAGAAUUUAUCACAAACUCCAGUUCUGAGGGAGCUGCUUAAAGAAGCUAAAAUACCUGCCACAACAAUUAAAAUUGAGUCACCUGAGCUAUGCAUGGAACCUCAGCUAAUAAAACUAGAUCAACCGGGUCCUUUAACACUAGCCAUGCAUCAGUUUGUGACAGAAAUGCAAGAGACAAAAAAAGGGGUAGUGACUCCUAAGGAACUUUUUGCUCAGGUUUGUAAAAAAGCAAUACGAUUCAAAGGUUAUCAGCAGCAAGACAGUCAUGAACUGCUUCGUUACUUACUUGAUGGAAUGAGAGCAGAAGAAAUCCAGCAAAUAAGCCUGGGAAUGCUAAAGGCGCUGAGUGACUCUAACAAACAAAAUGAAGAAGAACUUAAAAAGAAAAUUAAAGAAUAUGAAAAGAAAAAGGGAAUACAAAGUUUUGUAGAUCGAAUCUUUGGUGGAGAAUUAACCAGCACAAUUAUGUGUGAGGAAUGCAGAACUGUGUCCUUGGUCCAUGAGUCUUUCCUUGAUUUGUCUCUUCCCGUACUAGAUGUUCAGAAAGGGAAAAUUUCAAAGAGAGAAAACAUUAAAAAAAACAAAGAAACGGAAUCUGAAGAUGAAGAGGAUAAAAUCAAUGACCAUUACCUUAAGCAGAAAUAUGAGCCCCAUGGUACAAGUAAGCACCUUCAGAAAAAAAUGAAGAAGCAGGCAAAAAAAAAAGCCAAGAGCCAACGCCGGCAGGAAAAACUUCAGGGGAAGGUGCUUCACUUGACAGAUAUCUGCGCAACUGAACAGCUAGAGAUAGAUGUCAAGUACAACCAAGAAUCAGAUACUGAAAUGACCUCUGAAACUCUUGAUAAGAAGCAAGGAGAGGAAUCAUCACAUGAUUUCAAAGAUCACUGCUUGACUCAGAAAGACUUGAGUAUACAGGGAAAUAGUACAGAAAUUCAGAGCAAGCUUGAAAAUGGAGGAAAGCCAGAACAAGAGUGGGAAGAAAAUGAGUCACUCAUGGAUCUCUCUAUAGAGGGCUUAGAUUCUCCUAUGAAGUUUGUCAAUGGCCUUGACAACCGGUCUUUGAAAGAGGAAGAUGAUGACAAUGAAGAUGAGGAAGAGCUUGCUACGGACCUUUCAAAACUCCACCUGGGUGUCAGUGACACAAGUGACUCAAAUACCUUGGAUGGCCUUCAACCUGUUCCUAACAAGAUGUGUGAAGUAUCUACAGAUGACCCCGAAAUGGCAUUUUGUACUCUGGCAAACAGGGAAGAGCUAAACCCUGAGGAAGAUUCAGUCCAUCAUUGUUUGUAUCAAUUUACCCGUAAUGAAACACUUACCGAGGCCAAUAAACUACUGUGUGAUGUGUGUACACAAAGGCAUUGUGGACCAAAGAAACACAUAAAUGAAAAGAAGUACGUUUAUACUAAUGCCAAAAAGCAGAUGCUCAUCUCUCUAGCUCCUCCAAUUUUAACCCUUCACUUAAAGAGGUUUCAGCAGGCUGGAUUUAAUCUGCAGAAGGUUAACAGGCAUAUCAAGUUCCCAGAAGUGAUAGACUUGGCUCCUUUCUGUACAGCUAAAUGUAAAAAUGUGGCUGAUGGGAAUACAAAGGUCUUGUACUCUCUCUAUGGAGUUGUUGAACACAGCGGAACAAUGAGGUCUGGGCACUACACUGCUUAUGUUAAAAUGAGAGCUAUGAAUAACCACCUCUCUGAUCUUGUCCUUCGAGGACAAUCUCAAGCUUCAGAAACUGAGCCAGUCAAAGUAUGAGAAUGUUUAUGACAAGACUGGAUGACCCCAUGUGACCUUCUAUAAGUAAAGAAAGAGAAGUCAUAAAAGAAAGGCAAAUUUUUUAAUUGCAGGUGGAAAGAGGGAGGCCAACAAAACAAAACAAACAAAAAAAGAAAAUUAGUAAUUAAAACCCCCACUGUUUUCUGAGAAAAGGCACAGGCAAGAAAGAACAACUGCAAAAUUCUCACUAGAAGAAUGCAGUUUAUCCAGCUCAAGUAUUUUGUGGUAUAUUUCUUGCUGUUUUCUCCUGCCAAACAUCUUAACCAUUGAAGGUCUCCCUUUUCUCUUUCUGGAAUACAGCUAGAAAGAGCGCUGUGUCAUUGUGGACAAGCUGCUAUUCUCAGAGGUGUCCAGCUGAAAGUCCUGUAUCAAUUGAUUUGUUCUGUCACUUUAAUAUGGCAUGACUUAACCACUUACAGUUUCAGCACCUGAAGUUGCCCAGCCCUACAAUUCUUUGCCCUUUGAUUGGUUGUGCUCCUUCACAACUGGCAUUUGUAAGUACAUGAAACUAUGCAGAAUUUGCACUAUGAGAUGGUGCCAAAUGAGUCAGGCCGGUAGAUCAACUAGGGCAUGGAAAGCAGAGAGGGGGGAAUAAGAGUGCAAGAAAAGAGUACACAAGAAGAGAGUACAAUCUUCUUUUUUCCUGCAACAGGGCUAUUUCUGCAACACCAUAUGUCGCCCUGAUUUUUUUAAGAUUUUCUAAGCCUUCUGAUGUUGACAUUCUUGUAGGGAACUUUCUCAAACACCUUCUGUAAAUAACUCAUUGUUUUGCAUUCUUUUAUGGAGGAGGAGAAAUUUGAUGGACUGUUGGUUUGUCCAGUGUCAUUGGAGAGGCGGCACUGUCAACCUCCAAUCCACUGUCACUUCUGAAAAUCUAUAUUAAUGUUGGAGUCAGAAAAUAAACUUCCCUUUUCUCUUCA
Messenger RNA from Serinus canaria (Common canary), 3436 nucleotides. RefSeq names its product ubiquitin specific peptidase 16 (gene USP16). The coding region runs from base 123 to 2495 and encodes 790 amino acids. Gene Ontology annotation, cellular component: nucleus; cytosol. The record is from RefSeq and is a predicted model, not a curated record. Gene Ontology annotation, molecular function: cysteine-type deubiquitinase activity; zinc ion binding; cysteine-type endopeptidase activity. Gene Ontology annotation, biological process: regulation of cell cycle; regulation of gene expression. The transcript is spliced from 19 exons. NCBI's taxonomy places the organism in Eukaryota, Metazoa, Chordata, Aves, Passeriformes, Fringillidae.